This is a messenger RNA of Alternaria atra, 591 nucleotides long. RefSeq lists its product as uncharacterized. The coding region runs from base 1 to 591 and encodes 196 amino acids. The transcript has 2 exons. Lineage: Eukaryota; Fungi; Ascomycota; Dothideomycetes; Pleosporales; Pleosporaceae. The record is from RefSeq and is a predicted model, not a curated record.
AUGGCGCCCGCGAAAUCCUCCCGAUCGGUCAAGGCGAAGAAGCCAGCCCCAAACACGUUCAAGCCUACGAAAAUCAGCAAGCGCUCACAAUCGCGUACGAAGGUCGCGACUAUGGAGCCUACAAACGCCCGGAACCUCAAUAGGCCCAAGCCUCCGCAAGGUCGUACUUACCCCGUGACCCUUCUCAAAAAUGGACUUGUCAGCAUGGAAAGGACCCCUGACUACCUCCUUGAAGCCGCCCAAAGGAAUGCUAGGAAUUCCCCUCUACUUCGUCUACCUGCAGAGAUCAGGAACAUGAUCUUCCGGUACGCAGUCGGCGGAAACGAAAUCCACGUCCAGCGCGCAUUCGUCUAUCGAACAUCAAAGAAGUGGCGUGACAACUCCAACUCAUACUGGCAUGGCCGAGCGACUCACCUAGGGGAUCGCCGUCUCAAGGCUCUGGCUCAGGGCACAGCUUUUCACCUCCCGGAAGUCUGCCGUCAGAUCUAUGCGGAGACUGCAACCCUAUCAUACGCCACCAACACUUUCAUACUUCCCAGCUCACAGGGUCGAGAUCAACGCUUUAGCAACAAUGGACCGCGUGGUACGUAA